Ceraceosorus guamensis is the source of this 1606-nucleotide messenger RNA. Its product is annotated as DER1-domain-containing protein. Lineage: Eukaryota; Fungi; Basidiomycota; Exobasidiomycetes; Ceraceosorales; Ceraceosoraceae. The transcript is spliced from 5 exons. Gene Ontology annotation, molecular function: misfolded protein binding; ubiquitin-specific protease binding. The record is from RefSeq and is a predicted model, not a curated record. Gene Ontology annotation, biological process: endoplasmic reticulum unfolded protein response. Gene Ontology annotation, cellular component: endoplasmic reticulum membrane; Hrd1p ubiquitin ligase ERAD-L complex. Bases 129 to 1442 code for a protein of 437 amino acids.
GCGCAGUGUAGAAGCGAGAGUGGCACAAAGCUUCGGGAAUUGGAACGAGUCGGGACGCAGCGUCGCGGGUAUCGCAGGUUCAACCCUUUGAUCUGGUCUAGACCGGCAUACACUACGCCCUGCCGAAGAUGGACGAAAUCAACAAGAUUCCACCGGUCACUCGCACCAUGCUGGCUUCGCUCAUGGCAGUGACCAUCCCAGUGCUGCUCAAGCUCAUCAGCCCCUACCACUUCAUUCUUUGGUGGCCCAUGAUCACCAAGAAAUGGCAAUUCUGGAGGUUCUACACUGCUUUCUUCUUCGGAUCAAGUGGCAUACAGUUCUUGUUCGAUGUGUUCAUGCUUUUCCGCAACGCUUCAGAGCUCGAGAUCGGUCAUUUUCAUCGUCGCACAGCCGACUUUGUCAGGGCUAUCUUCGUCGUGGCCAUCGUCAUCGUAGCGACGAAUUAUCCGCUGUCCAACAGCGUCCUCUUUCAUCCAUUGCUCAGUGGCUUGAGUUACCUGUGGUCGAGAGCCAAUCCGCAUGGCAGCGUGUCUCUCUUUGGAUUCGUGACGAUCCCGGCUCGAUGGGUGCCUUACGCCUAUCUGGGGCUAGACGUGCUGAUGGCGGGACCACCCCAAGCCAUUCUGAGCGCGACGGGCAUCAUAGGAGGACACACGUACUGGUUUCUAGAGCACAUUCUGCCCGAGUCUAAUGGAGGAAGGGGCCCAAGGUACCUGCCAGCUACGCCUGCUUGGCUUAGGAGACAGUUGCCUGAUAGUGUGGAUCCCAACCAGAGGGGGGGAGGAGGGCAAGGCGGAGGAGGGGCAGGUGCUUGGGCACCUAGGGGACGCGCCUUCGGUGAUGGUGGAGGAAGUGCAACCACAUCUUCUUCUGGAGGAUCUGCUGCGAACAUGGCUGGCAGAGGCAGAUCGCUUGGAAGCAAUUCUGGAACGGGAAGCAGCUGGACAAGCACAAUCAGCAACUGGAUGACUGGUACUGGAGCUGGUGGAGGAGGAUCUGCGGCUAGCUACGCUGCUCCUUCAGCCUCUGGAUCACGCACCAGCAAUGUCGGAGGCCCAAAUAGGGAAGAGAUGUAUCGAGCGGCCGAAGCGAGACUGAAGAAGAUGAGGGAAGGCAGCAUCGCCGGCAAGAACGAAAAGGCGAGCGCAUUAGCCGCUGCUGCUCGAGCUGCCAACGCAGAAAGUGCGUUUACGCGCAGGACAACAGCCGGCUCGGUCGGCUCGAGCGGUUUUGCGCGAUCCGCAACUUUUGCGGAGAUGAAAGCGAGGGAGGAAAAGGAGUCUGAAGGGGGGAACAAGACCGGAAGUGCGAGUGGAGGAAGGGUGAUGGAGGAACGAAGAGAUGCGGACGAUGAUCCAGAUGACGCACGUCAACGAGCCGGGGUGAGCUCUGAUGGCCCUGCUGAUAGCUGGAAAGGCAAAGGAAGAACACUUGCGGAUUGAUCACGACGGCAGAUGACGGAGCUCUAGCACUCGGUCAAUCACGAAUGUUGGCAAUCUGUCUGAGGUCUCUUUGCUGCUUCAAUCACAAUGUCACAACGAUCUUGGGGCUCAGCAAAUUUGGCGCAAACAGUCUGCAUGGUUUGGGUGUGAGACACUACGUGAUG